AUGUUGCAAAGUAUUUCAAUCUCAGAUUACAAACAAUCCCCUCAAUCUAUAUUAAAUUCUCUACAAUCAUAAAUUGUUAUUAGAUCAGUCAAUCUAAAUUCAGGAAUCAAAUCUUCAGUCAUCAAAUCAAGUAGAUCUAAACGAUUACAUUCAGAAUAUAAUUCUGAUUUAUAAUGUAUCUUAUUAAUAUCUAUAUUCAGUGUCUGUCAGUAGUGAGAAUUCUAAAUAGCGUUCCUAUUCAAUGUAAUCAAAUAGACCCACUAUUACAAGAUAAUUAUCACACAAUUAAUCUAUUAUUGAUACUAUUAAUAAGAAGAUUGUUUCAGAAACUAAAGAGAAUAGAUUUGUUUCUAUUAAUUAAAAUGAGUAAGUAUCUGAUUUUAAUUAAAAAAACUCUAAAGAAUAAUAUACUCUAAUUAAUUUAUAAAAUAAGGUUACUAUUUUGAUAGAUGAGAAUAAAAAACUCAUUCUUAUUAAUGAAUAAUUAAUGUAAGAGUUAGAGAAAGCUAAGAUUGCUUAUGAAACUAAUAAUCAGACUGUAUUAUUAUAAUCAUUAUAAAGAGAUACAUAAUCACUCUAAUAAACUGUAUUAUAAUACAAGAAAAUUAAUAAUUAAUAAUCUUAAUAAAUCUUAGAAUUAUAAUAAAUAUUAAAUGAGAGAGAAGAAUUGAAUAUUGAAUAAAAAUCUAUAACUAAUUAAUAAUUAAUAGAAUCAUAAUAGACAAAUAAGAUAUUCAAAGAAUAAUUUUUAUAAUUGGCAUAAAAAUAUUUAUUAAAAUGUUUUGAAUUAGAGAAAAAACAAAUUUUUGAAAAAGGAUGGUCAAAUAAAAUUAAUAUUUUAUUAAAAGAGAAUGAGAAUUUGAAUCAAAUGUUACAAUAAAGAUUGAAUGAAUAAAUGCAAUUAUAAUAAUAAUAUAAAUAAUAAAAUGAAAUCAUUAUCAAAUUAGAAUAAGAAAUAGCUUUACUAUAAUAAUAACAUAAAGAAUAGAAUUAUAUAAUAACAAAAAAGAAUUAAGAUCAAAUCCAAAUUAUUUCAGAUCUGAAUAAAUAAUACGAAUAAAGAAAUGAAGAAAAUAAGAAAUUAAAUGAAUUGUUAUAAUAAUAAGAAUAUAAAUGGAGAUAAUCUUGCAUUGAAUUCGAAAAGGAGAUGAAGUAAUCUUAUUCCACUAAAUUGAAUUUCGAAAUCAAACAUUAAGUUUAGAUAAUUUCUGAUGAUUAUUAAAAAUCUUUAAUGAAUUAUACCUAAACUAUUGCAGUAUUGUAGGGAUAAAUGUAAAUAUUAUAAAAAUAAAAUGAAUAACUUCACAGAGUUAAUUCUCAAAAUUCAAAUUUUAAGGAAUGGAAACAUGAAAAAUAGUUGUACUUUGAAAUUAUCUAAGAAUUAUAAUAGAAAGUAACUGAACUUACAAAUUAAUUAGCCACUAUCUUGAAUUAAAAUUCAAAUUAUGUUAAUGAUUACAAUACUUAGGGAAUCUAAGAAUAAUUUAAUAGAUUAGAAGAUUGUUAAAAGUACAAUUCAAAAAUGUAUAAAAAAUGUUAAAAAAAUUUUAAUUAAAAAUUUUAUGUUUGA
Messenger RNA from Paramecium pentaurelia, 1570 nucleotides. The record is from the annotation of a GenBank genome assembly. Lineage: Eukaryota; Ciliophora; Oligohymenophorea; Peniculida; Parameciidae.